This is a messenger RNA of Aedes aegypti (yellow fever mosquito), 492 nucleotides long. Its product is annotated as probable histone-lysine N-methyltransferase set-23. NCBI's taxonomy places the organism in Eukaryota, Metazoa, Arthropoda, Insecta, Diptera, Culicidae. The record is from RefSeq and is a predicted model, not a curated record. Gene Ontology annotation, molecular function: protein binding.
CAAGGAACAUGUCUCAAUAGAUUGGUCAAUUCGGUCCCCGAAAAACAGCUUGACGUUAGAACCAGUGGCAAGGUUCCUGGACAGCUGGGGCUGUUUACCAAUGCCAAAAAUCCCAAGGGAGCAUUCGUUUGUGAAUACGCCGGAGAAAUCCCUCACAGACAGGAAGCAGAAAGACGGAAAACCAUUCAAACGACUCCCCGCAAGGCAGGAAGAACUACUCCUCUGCCUGACGAAAUGUCCACAGAUCAAACCAACCGAACGCAGACGUUUAUCGACCCGCAAACUGUGAUCCCGAACUGGCCCUGUCGGUUUCCGUUUCAUACCAUCGGUGGACCACCGCCUAGAAUUGGACUUUUCGCCCGGCGCGAUAUCUCACCCGGAGAGGAACUAUUCUUUGACUACGGGGGCGGGGAUUCUCCGAACCAAGCCACUGGCGCGGUUACAUGUCUUUGCCAGUCGGCGAAUCUGCCGCGGGGACACUUCCGGCUUUAA